CCCCCCCAGGCCCGAUCGUCGUCUCGGCCAGAUCUGGGCCGCGGAGCUCGCGGUGAUUUCCCAGCUAUGCGCCACUGAUUCCCCCGCGCGCGCCCCCCCCCCACAGCAUGUCGAGCUCCGACCCGAAAGCCCGCCCCAAGCCGGGCCCCUGGCCCCCCGUGCCGGAAUCCUCGCCAAUGCCGCCGCCGUCCUCGUGGGCCAAGCGCACCGGCUUCCGCCCCAAGUUCUCCGGCGAGGCCAAUGCCGGCGACUCCGGCCAGAUGCCCGUGCCCGUGGCCCCCCGGCCCAGGGAGCCCGACGGCCAGCCGGAUCUCGAAGCCGGCCGGGCCCGGGCCCAGCCUCCGCCGGUCGGCGCCGCAUCCCCCGCCUCGGCGAACGGGCAGGCCCAGGGGGACAAGCCGCCUCUGCCGCCCCCGCCCGCGGCGGCGGCGGCGGCGGCGGCCGUCGACAAGGAUCAGCCGGCGAAGAGGCGGAGGGAUUCUGAUGGGGGAGGGGCGCCGAAGAGCUCCAGCCCGGGGGUGAACAGGCGGGCCUCGGCCGGGCCCGCGGAGGCGCCGCGGCGGCCCAACAGGAGCGAGGAAGCUGUGGACAUGUUGCCUCAGACGGUGGAUGAUGAUGGGUUUGGGAGCAGGCAUUCGCAUAUGAAGUACGAGCUUAGAGAUAAUCCGGGCCUUGUUCCAAUUGGCUUCUAUGGAUUCCAGCAUUUUCUUUCAAUGUUGGGCUCGCUCGUUCUCGUCCCACUUGUCAUAGUUCCUGCAAUGGGUGGCGAUCAUGAGGACAUCGCAGCUGUAGUCUCUACUGUGCUCCUGGUGUCUGGAGUCACCACACUUUUGCAAACUUGUUUCGGGUCAAGGUUGCCCUUGAUACAGGGUCCAUCUUUUGUUUACCUUGCUCCUGCUCUAGUGAUAAUCAACUCUCCAGAAUUUCAAGGGCUGAAUGGAAAUAAUUUCAAACACAUUAUGAGAGAGCUACAGGGUGCCAUAAUUGUCGCUUCAGCUUUUCAAGCCAUACUUGGUUAUAGUGGACUUAUGUCCAUUCUUCUGAGGUUGAUAAAUCCAGUAGUGGUGUCCCCAACUAUUGCUGCUGUUGGACUGUCUUUUUAUAGCUAUGGUUUUCCUCUGGUUGGAAAGUGUCUUGAGAUCGGCAUUCUGCAGAUAUUACUGGUCAUAGUUUUUUCUCUUUAUCUUCGCAAGAUAUCAAUUUUUGGUCAUCGUAUAUUUUUAAUCUAUGCAGUUCCACUGGGUCUUGCUAUCUCAUGGGCUGCUGCUUUCCUGCUGACCGAAGCUGGUGCUUAUAGCUACAAAGGUUGUGAUGUAAAUGUACCAGCCUCAAACAUAAUAUCUGAGCACUGCAGGAAGCAUAUAUCCCGGAUGAAGUACUGCAGGGUCGAUACCUCCCAGGCAUUAAAAUCUUCUCCAUGGUUGAGGAUUCCUUAUCCAUUACAGUGGGGAACUCCGGUCUUUCGCGGGAAAAUGGCUAUAGUUAUGUGUGUCGUGUCGAUAAUAUCGUCAGUGGAUUCAGUUGGAUCAUACCAUGCAUCUUCACUCUUGGUGGCGUCGCGACCUCCAACCCCAGGCGUUCUUAGUCGAGGCAUUGGUCUUGAGGGUCUUUCAAGUGUCUUAGCUGGUCUCUGUGGCACAGGAACCGGAUCGUCCACACUAACUGAGAAUGUGCACACUAUUGCUGUGACUAAAAUGGGAAGCCGUAGAGCAGUUGAAGUAGGUGCGGGUGUUUUGAUAGUUUUAUCUGUUAUAGGUAAAGUCGGAGGUUUUAUUGCUUCAAUUCCUGUGGUCAUGGUUGCUGCUCUCCUUUGCUACAUGUGGGCAAUGCUUGCUGCUUUAGGCCUGUCAAAUCUGCGUUACAGUGAGGCAGGAAGCUCUAGGAAUAUCAUCAUUGUUGGGCUAUCUUUGUUUUUCGCCCUUUCAAUACCAGCCUACUUCCAGCAAUAUGGCAUCUCCCCCAAUAGUAAUUUGUCCGUUCCAAGUUAUUUCCAGCCAUAUAUCGUAGCUUCUCAUGGACCUUUUCGCAGCAAGUAUGGAGGGGUGAACUAUGUCUUGAAUACAUUACUUUCAAUGCACAUGGUAAUUGCAUUUUUUGUGGCUGUUAUCCUGGACAACACUGUUCCUGGUAGUAAGCAAGAACGGGGUGUUUAUGUGUGGUCUGAACGGGAAGCUGCGAGGAGGGAACCUGCAGUUGUUAAGGACUAUGAGCUUCCCUUCAGAGUCAGCAAGUUCUUUAGAUGGGUUAAAUGGGUUGGUCUCUGAGCAUCGGCGUUGCUGGGUGGCUAAAUCAUUGCAUUAAAGCAGCUGUCGUUACGAGAUGAUUGUAAUAGCACUUGGGUUCUGAAUCUGAGCUGUUUAACACCAUACUGAAGCGGAGCAAUACCCCACGGUCUGUUCUUUUCUAGCAAAGUAGGACGACAUGAGCCAAUAGAUUUUGGAUAUGAGUCGCAAUGUACAUUUGAGGUCUCUUGAGAUCUGGUUGUGUUUGUAAUUUUUUGAAUGGUUAGCGGUAGCUUACUGAAAUGUCUAGAUACAGCUUCUGGCAAGCUAGGAGCUCUGUUGUGUAAAUUCUGUUUGGAUCAUCUUUUUCUCGAACAAAUUUUGUUUGGAAUACUGAAUGGAAAUGAGUUCUACUCGGAAAUAUUGAUCA
This is a messenger RNA of Syzygium oleosum, 2652 nucleotides long. RefSeq names its product nucleobase-ascorbate transporter 12. Gene Ontology annotation, molecular function: transmembrane transporter activity. Gene Ontology annotation, biological process: transmembrane transport. NCBI's taxonomy places the organism in Eukaryota, Viridiplantae, Streptophyta, Magnoliopsida, Myrtales, Myrtaceae. The record is from RefSeq and is a predicted model, not a curated record. Gene Ontology annotation, cellular component: plasma membrane.